This is a messenger RNA of Pungitius pungitius (ninespine stickleback), 5971 nucleotides long. It is a transcript of the gene myripb, whose product is annotated as myosin VIIA and Rab interacting protein b. NCBI's taxonomy places the organism in Eukaryota, Metazoa, Chordata, Actinopteri, Perciformes, Gasterosteidae. Gene Ontology annotation, molecular function: actin binding; small GTPase binding; myosin binding. The transcript has 18 exons. The record is from RefSeq and is a predicted model, not a curated record. The coding region runs from base 263 to 3340 and encodes 1025 amino acids. Gene Ontology annotation, biological process: intracellular protein transport. Gene Ontology annotation, cellular component: cortical actin cytoskeleton.
GUAGCAAAGGGGCAGGCGAGCCCGAAUUUCUCCGGGAGAAAGACAGGUGUCGCGGAAGUUUACACUCGCAGCUGCGCAUCCCUCCGCGUCUUUUUGUUUGACCAUUGUCUGGGAUAACGUGGAAGAGACCGUAGCUGGCGGUCACCCGGCACCCGCUGAUCCCGUGGUUGUCUCUGCCUCGGGCCCCCAGAGCAGCAGUGCCUACGCGCGUCCUCGUCCUCCUCUCUUGGACCAGCAGCUCGGCGCGGCCAGGCCAGGAAAGAUGGGCCGGAAGCUGGACCUGUCGGGCCUGACUGACGAUGAGGCGGAGCACGUCUUGAAAGUUGUCCAGCGGGAUAUGAAGCUGCGAAAGAAGGAGGAGGAGCGGCUGAGCGAGAUGAAGCAGGAGCUGGCGGAGGAAGGCAGCAGAUGCUCCAUCCUCUCCAAGCAGCACCGCUUCAACGAGCACUGCUGCAUCCGCUGCUGCGCGCCCUUCACCUUCCUGCUCAAUCCUAAGCGCCUGUGCUUGGACUGCCAGUACAACGUCUGCAAGACCUGCUGCGCCUACAACAAGAAAGACAAAGCGUGGCUCUGCUCGGCAUGCCAGAAGGGCAGGGUUUUAAGGACACAGUCUCUUGAAUGGUAUUACAACAACGUGAAGAGUCGCUUCAAGAGGUUCGGCAGCGCCAAGGUUUUGAAGACCCUGUAUAGAAAGCACAUUAUAGAGAGAGGAGCGCUCUCUGAUCUCCCAGAAAGCAGCGUUCACGAGGGAAGCAACGACAACGAUGGCAGCAUCUGUGGCAGCGACUCCGCCUUCUAUAAACAGAGUGAAGGACACAGCAUGGCAGAGACGCUCACAGUCGCCCUGCGCGUCGCUGAGGAGGCUAUAGAGGAGGCCAUCGCUAAGGCAGAGGAGUUCAGUGACAGCUUGGAGAAGCAGAAUGAGGCUCGGUAUCUGCAGGACCAUAAAGAGGAGCUCAUAGAGGAACUUGCCACGACAAUUGUACAAAAAAUCAUCCAGAGGAGGAAGCGUUCGGAGAUGCAGACGGAGUAUGACUCUGUCUGGCCUCAGACUCAUUCCCCGAUCCAGCCCAGCGAGCUCCCCUCUCCGUCUCAGCCUCAAGCUUCCUCUGUAGGACCACAGGACCCCAACAAAGCCUCCUACUCCCUCUGGCGGUCCCGCUCAGCGUUCUCCCUCACCAGCGAAGACUCCCCGGAGAAGGGUCCAGAGGAGGAGGCAGCCGGGGCGGGCGGCGGCUUGCAGGAGUACGCUUCUCUGAAGAGGGAGGCCAAGGCGGCGUCCAUACCCACCUGGAAGAGUGUCGACCGCCUGGACAACUCCAGUGCGUCCUCAGUGCUCCAGAGCCCAGACGGCAACUGGAUCGCCGUGCACAGCUCCCAGCUGUCUCGGCCCAGCCUGCUAACCAAGAGGAAGAGCCUGGUGUUCAGCGUGUUGGAAAAGGAGUCGGGCGUCGUGUCCGCCUACGACGGGAUGGGAUCGGACUCGGAGGAGAACGACGAGGGCGGCUGGGGUGCCGCGCUGCGACAGUUCCGCCGCAAGCUGUCCGAUGAGACUUACUACACGGACUCGCAGCACGACCCGGAGUGGACGUACACCCAGCACCUGCCCGUUACCUCGCCGUCCUCCGGCCAGUACACCAACACGGAGACCCUCAACUCUGACUCGGAGGCCUCGUCGGUGCCGCCGGCGUGGCCUCGCAAACCGCCGCACAACCUGCUGAGGAGGAGAGGGCCGCCGGACACACACCUGCACCCGCAUCACCAGCCGCUCUACCACCAACACCAACACCAGAACGUCUCUCCGUACCCGCUGCACUCGGAGGCCCUGGACGUCAACUUUAACCCCAAGGUCACGGGGGACAGCAGCGAGGCUGAGGAGAAGCAGAGUGAUCCGGUCAGAAGAUCGCGGCGACGCAGGAAAAGCAAGAGAGAGUCAGCGGCAGAGCAGAGCAAAGCUGGAGGCCACAGCUACCCAGAGUCCAUCUACCCUCUAGUGCAGGAGAACAGUGGUUUUCUACUCAAUGCCCUUCUUAAGAGGGGUUUGAGUCAGGAAGAGUCCGCACCUGACACUAUGCCAGCGGCCACAGCGGCGCCAGACACCUUCAAAUUAGAUGCCAUUACACCCGAGCAGGAGGACUUGGACACAGUGGCCCCAAAUUGGUUGGCCCCCGCCCCUCCACAGCCCCACUCUCUGCCUCCGGGGUCCCAGCCGUCGGCCAGCAGCCCAGGGCCGGGAGGCCCCCUGGAAGAGGAGCUACGAUGCAGACUGAGCCCCUUUGUCAGACGCGCCAAAGGCAGAGACAGCAGCUCGUCCGAGGACGACGGCGAGGCCCGGAGAGAGAAGACGAGGCCAAAAGACGCUGAACGAGAAAGGCCAAAGGGAAGUGACAGGUUAAGAGACAGGACCAGCGGAGGGGAAAUGGAGGCGGCGAGUGACACGGCAGAAAAAGUGAAUGGACAAGAGACGAAAAGAAGGGAGAGACUGAUGAAGAGUCCCUCGCUGAGAGAGGAGGGAAGAGUCAGGGAGAAGAGGUUAGAGAUGGGAGUAGAGUGUUUGGAGGAGGGUGGAGACGACCGGGAGCAAAAGAGAGAGCCGAGCAGACAAAGCAAGAGACAACAUAAAAGAGAUGUGAAGAAAGAGACGGGACAGAAAGGGGCAGUGAGACGGAGUGGAUCCAGCGCAAGUUCCCCUGCUGUUACACCUUCUUCCCACGAGGGGGAGCUCUCAGACAACCAGGAGGGACAGAAUGACUUGGAGCAACGGCAAAGGCUUGGGUUACAGCAGCAGAAGCACUCGGCAGCCUCCCUCUGCAGCAUCACCACCGAGGUGCUGAAGGUCUUGAACGCCACAGAGGAGCUGAUCGGUGAGGCAGGAGGCGGGAGACACAAUCCCUCUGAGUCUGCCAGCGCUUCUCCCUUCUCCAACAGCUCCGAGACCCGCAAGCUGGACCAAAGGCUGACCAAGAUGGAGGAGAAUGUGUACCUGGCUGCUGGGGCGGUGUACGGGCUGGAGGGGGCGCUGGGGGACCUGGAGCAGUGCGCCCGCGGCAUAGAGAGUGGCACCGCAGACACAGAGCUGGCCUUCCUGGAGGACCAGGUGGCCACCGCCGCUGCUCAGGUUCAGCAGUCAGAGCUGCAGAUUUCCAACAUCGAGGCUAGGAUUUCAGCUCUGAAAACCGCUGGGAUGAAUGUGGCUGUCUGCAAUCAUUUCUCCAAGUUCAAGCCAAAGGCCAAGCCUCAGACCCUGGACUCAUCACGCCAUCAAAGGAGGAAGCUUCCAGCCCCUCCACUGAAAGAAAAGUUGGAGCCCGAGCAGCCGGUUAAAGUGUUUCGGCCAUAGUUAGAGUCAGCAGCACAACGAGUCCGUCGGGGCCCGCUUUGAGAGCCCCAGGGGCCCGGGGGGCCGUCUCAUCCAGUGCCUUGACCCAGCGUCCGCCUCCAUCUCCAGGCCAAGCACCCGCCCUGAGAGACCCGCCAAGCACCCAGCCGGGCGCGGUACCCCGGCAGGAAACGAGUCGCAGAAGGGAUGACUGUCACUUUCCUCUUCAUUCUCCAUCAUGAUUGUCGUCGCCACGCACAUGGUGUCAAGAAAGGAUGACUCAGCAGUUUGUGUCUCUGCCUUAAACAUGUGUAAAAGCUCAUCGUGAGCCAAUUGAAAAAGAAUAUCUGUACAGACAAAAUUAACUCUGGUUUCCUUUUUUUUCUAUCUGUUUGCAAGAGUAUUGUGAUUUACUGUCUAAUGAAGACGUGGAAAAACUCAUGUGAUUUCUGUGAUUCAGUAUCCCAAAAAGAGGCUGAGCCGUGUUUUAUACUGCAUCUUGAGCGGAGUGUCAUGAGGAAUUUCAUCAUACCACUCUGAGCUCUUUUGGGUGAUUCAGCGUGUUCACACAUACACACAGCAAGAGGAAAGUAAUCGUCAUUUGAGAAGCUAUUUGAAAUGAAUUUUAACCAUUUUAAGGAGUCAUGCACAGAUAAUAAGUGUCAUGCACAGAUAAUAAGUGUCAGAUAAAAAUCAAAGGGCCAAAAUAAUUUUAGCUAGAUGGCAAUAAUGGAACCCAAAAGCACACUUGAGAACUUUGUGGACAAAGUCAACUUUGUCAAAAGAAAAAUAGGCGGAGGAAUAAUUCAGAGUUAGUUUUUUUGCCACGAGUUAGAGCAGUAUGUGAUGUCAUGUCUUCACGGUGAAUAGGUCGGCUGUUAGCUCAGCCUAUCAGGAAGGUUUUCCUGUUAACAACAGGAAAACAGCGAGCUCGACUCUGUGGGUCAAACAUUUUAGAACCGAACUAAAGUUCACUGAUUAAACCCCAUAUUUUUUGUUUAAAUUGUACAAAAAGGCAGAUAUUGUUGCCUCCAGAAAUGGCUCAGCAAGCUGUUGAUUCUUAUGUUCUCCCCAAAGGCGUAAAGCUCAGCUGGUGAGCAGUUUUUUUUUUAAUGUAAGCCACGGACAAAAAGUGGCAUCAGUUUGAUCAUCUAACUCUUGGCAAGAAAGUGAAAUGCAUAUGUCCCAUAAUAUCAAACGUUUCCUUUAAAUAAACGCUAAAAGAUUAACUGGAGAAGUAAUCUCCCUUUUAUUUAGAAAAGGGAAACCACUUACAAUUAGACACACACACAAACUACAGCCUUAAUGUGGAAACUUUUACAUUGAAAUUAAUAAAGUAAGGUCAAUGUCAGACUAACUGCUGGACACAAGCCUUUGUUUGAUAUUCAGGUUUUGGUCUGACAGCCUUCUGUUGUGCAGUUUUCUUCAAUCCAAAGUAUUUUAAUUUGUUUACUUUCAAACAUUGUGGCCUUUUGUUUGAAUGAAAAGGUGUUUUUUAUGUUUCCCCUUUGCCGGAUCAUGUCCGAAGUUUUGUGUUACAUCUUGUAAAGAUUUUUACAUAAUGAAUAUUGACAUACUAUAUAACAAAUGCCAUGAAACCAUGAUUUUGUUACAAGCAAUUUAUUUUUCUACUUAACAUUUUUAUGCAAUAACACGGAUAUAAGUACUAUUGCAAAUCAAAGGCUUUAUUCUCUCCUCAAAGGAGCCCUCCUCGGUCAGUCCUAUCAGACUCUCGUGUGAGAUGACUCAACGUGCUUUCAGCGUAUGCCUGCAUUUACCAUUCGAUAUUCUGCCACUAACGAAGAUGGUAAAUGUUACUAAAAACACAGGCGACAAGACAACAGGCAUGUUUGGAGCGGCUUGUACGAUUCAUACUGUAUUUGUACUCCUUAAACACUAGAAUACUGCCUUUCAUUUUGGGGGUUAUUUUUCUUUACUCUGUCACACAUGAGUCAGUUAUCAGUUUGCCAUGCAUACUAGUACUAGUCAAAGUUUCUGCUGUGGAAGAGCAAAGUUGAACAGAAAGGUGUGAUCUUCCGUAUGAACGCUCCGCCCCUUCUAUUACUGACCUUUCACGUUUUGCACAUUGAUCUUUUUACUUUUGCUGCCGCAGGUGUUGAUGUAUAAAAGCAUGUUUCUGGUUUUAUCAAAAAUCUAUAUAAGAUUUUCCUCGAGAAGCACAGCCAAAACGGUCCAAUCAUCAGUGUCCAGUAUUUUUCUAAUGUAAAGAAAAAAUAUAUCUCAUCACAGAAUUUAUUAAUAUAUGUAUAUGUGUGAAAAGAUAGAUAUGAUAUAGAAUUAUAUGUGUAUUGCCCAAUCUUUCAGUGUUGUGUGCAAGAGGCUGUGUAUAAUUGUCAUGACUUGUAGGGCUGGAUUCACACAGGAAGUCCAAUUUAACAUGUAACUGUGUCCCAGAUAUUCACAAAGAGCUAAAAACUGAUCUCACUUUUGUUCCCGUUUAAAUCCAGUGUGAAUGACUACAAUGUGAUUCACUGUGCACAGCUCCACAGGCGGCCACUUCAGUGGGCAAUCGUAUGGUGCAAUCCAUAUGUUGGGUGAAAUACUAACAUGCAAAAAAUACAGUUUCUCUAUGUGCUACAGUACUCCGAGAUAAAAAUGUAUUAUGAAAUGAAUAAAAUUUACAAACGUAAA